This is a messenger RNA of Hypoxylon trugodes, 3369 nucleotides long. RefSeq lists its product as uncharacterized. The coding region runs from base 1 to 3369 and encodes 1122 amino acids. Lineage: Eukaryota; Fungi; Ascomycota; Sordariomycetes; Xylariales; Hypoxylaceae. The record is from RefSeq and is a predicted model, not a curated record. The transcript is spliced from 8 exons.
AUGGCCGAAGAAAAUACGGCAGACGCAAGACUUAGAUGGAGCCAUCCAAGAUUUACGUCCUGCUACAACGAAGCCGAUGUAAAGGUAGCUGCUGCUUGCGUAGAACUAGGGGGGCUGCUAGGCAUCUGUAGCGAUACGUGCAAGCAAGUCAGUGAACGGGUUCUCAAGGCCACGGACCUUGCUCCUAUUGCCUCCAUCGAUGUAACUAUAGGAUUCUCCAGCGGUGAUGUAGCUAGUCGCCUUGGAAAUACGUCAGGAGGUCAGAAGUUCAUUGGUCUCGUUUGCGUGUUGGUCACGGCGUUUACUCCGUUUGAAAGUGCGCAGGUUCUAGCGGAGUUGAUGCAGAACCAUGUCGCAUAUGAAGAUGGACGAUUUCCUACGCCUCAGCAGCUAGAACCGCUGAUCUAUGCGAUGUAUUCGAGGUGCCUGUUAUCGGGGUUCGCUGAGCGUAUUGUCGACUACGAGAUAAUCUACUCCCGAGAACUUCGCGGUCAAAGAUACGACAUUAAUUCGUUGGGUCGCUUAGAUAAAACCCCUGGAAUGGAGGCCGUAGUCCAACUAGUUGAUCUGCUGCUCAUGCUCCAGGUAGAAACACCCGGCGAAAGGAUACGCAAGUUAGAAGCGAUCAGCGUCCACGCUGGUUCCUGCGCGCCUUGGAUUGCCGCAUUUUUCCAUUGGUGGUUACACAAGAAGCCGCUUCUCUAUUUCGGAGACAAGCCGAUGCGAUCGGAGAAGUCCGAAAAGAACAAAACCCAUGUCGCAGUCAAUCUCGCGGUUCCUACGAAUAAUAAUACUUCGGAAAUCAUAAAGAUAAAGGCUUAUUACUCAGCGGAGGAUAUUGAAUUGUGGAAAUUCGGUCCCGGCAGUACUCCACGAUACGGCGGUCUCGUACAGAUCGGUACGUACUUCCGACUCCUCCUCUGCAUCCUCAGACUUGACCGAGGCCAGGCUCGCAAGGCGGCUGUCGAGGUAAUCCCGUUCGCUCUCUUAGAAGCGCAAAGGGGAUUGACGAUGUGUUCCGAAGGAUGCGUAUCGCGGAAUCGUUGGGGUGCGCCUUGUUACACAACUUCGGAUAUUGCCGAUAAGAAGAUCCGGCUGGGUCAGAUGUACCGGACACGCGAAGACAACGUACUUAAGGUCAACUCGAAUCGAUUCGAGCCAUUUCCGAAUAGAGAUGAUGCUACUAAGAUCCUGCAACUCGUUCCGGGAUGCGAAAAGGAGCAUUUGAAGGAUUUGCGCAGUAAGAAGAUGGGCCAACGGAUUUAUGAACACCCUGAAACCGCUGCAUUCUUCGGUAAAAAUCAACAUGGGAGUGAACUUGCGGAAUGGCAAAAGGGAUUAUUUCGUACGCAGUUCACUCCCUUGGCAAAUCCGGGUUCGGUGACUAUAUUCGAAGAGCAGAUUGCUAAUAUCGUUGCUACGACUCUAGCUUUGUCGCUAUUCCGUGAGCCGGAGGGGUUGUUGGUUACUCCUGACCCGUUCGUGUGGAAGGCACCGGAACUUAGUCCGAGUACGGUUAUAUCGGCUACUUGUAGAGUCUUUCGGAAGGUGAAGGCGUGCUGCGAUGUGGUGGAGUGGCAUCAAGUGUGUCGAAAAUUGGUCGGAGAGACGCGGAUGCUGGGAGAAGAGAAGCUGAACACUAUUAUCUCGUCCUGCGCUGGACAGUCAGUUUGGCCGGCGAUUAUAUUCCCGUUUGCGAUCCCGGCGGAUGGUGAGAGCUUCCUACGGAUGAACUGGAAGCGGGGAAAUGUUUACGAUAACCAGACUGGGAGUCGUCUUCACAGGAUCGUUGGCCAUGACUCGCGUACGGACCGCGAUAAUAUGCUGCGAAGCGUGGUUAGGAUCCCGACGCGAUUAACCGCGUCUGAUAUGGUGCCUCCCCCGAGCUACUUCGGAUUUUGGAAAUGUAUACUUUGGGAUGGUAACGAUAAACUGGUUCUGCACUAUGGAGUGCAACGGUCGACCGAUCACGGGAAAGGCGAUACAAUUAUCGAUCCGUAUGGCGCGAUAAAGAAUAUGGCAUCGGCCGAGCAGCUUUUGAAGUGUCCACAUGAUCCUAAUACGCCAAUGGAUAUUCCAACCCCUAUGGACAUCGACAUCGACUUUAAAGUUGAGUCCGGCAGUCCAACUCCAACGCUUCCAGAUGUAUACUUAGUAUAUCCUGAAGAUGUGAUGCCAUGGCUCCGGGACUGGGUACAUAGAGCGAAUCCGGAAGAGGCGACGCGACGGGGACUCGGAGGUCUCUUAACCUACGCGCAAAUCAAUAACGAACCUCGCCCUGGUGCUGUAGCGGUCGUGCCGGUCGCCGACGGGAAUUUGAUGCGCUUUUUCGCGUUGGCGAAGCCAGUCGGAGCGCAUGUUGCGUUUUUCACGAUGAAGGUGUCUUCUAUUGCUUUCGCUAUUGCGCUUGCCGCGCCGUCGCAGGCGUACCUCCGAUUCGGAUGUUCCACGUUGAGCGUCCAACGUCUUGACCCCCUCGUCGAGCCGGGUGUCGUCCCUUCGGCCCAUCUCCACCAAAUCGUUGGUGGCAAUGCCUUCAACGCUUCUAUGGAUCCUAGCCAGGACCCCAGCCAGAGGGCUACUUGCACUACUUGCACGUUCUCCGAGGAUUUCUCUAACUACUGGACCGCCGUUCUAUACUUCAAGGCCCGUAACGGAACCUACCACCGUGUGCCCCAGUACCCGAACGCUCUCUUGGGCAACAUCAACGGUGGUAUGACCGUUUACUACAUCCAAGAGUCGUUCAACUCGAACGGAAACCAGAAGAUCACUGCCUUCAAGCCCGGUUUCCGAAUGACAGUUGGAACUCCUAACAGCAAGGACGGCACCAACCCCGGCCUCCGAUACACCUGUCUGCAAGACGUCAUGACUCGAUUCCCCGAGACCGCCGAGUUCCCCAAGCAGCCUUGCCCAGCUGGUAUCAUGGCCAUCCACCACUUCCCCGCCUGCUGGGAUGGCAAGAACCUCGACAGCCCCAACCACCAAGACCACAUGUACAACACCAACAAGGGUGGCUUCACCACCGCUGGUGCUUGCCCAUCUUCGCACCCUGUCCGUGUUCCCCAAGUAGCGUUCGAGACGAUGUGGAACACCACCAUGUUCAACGACAAGUCUCUAUGGCCCGAGGAUGGCUCUCAGCCCUUCGUCUGGAGUUACGAGGACAGCGUUGGCUACGGCACUCACGGCGACUACCUCUUCGGCUGGAAGGGUGAUGCUCUACAGCGCGCCAUGGACUCUCAGCCCCUUCUUAGCAACGGUAUCGCGACCCAGAGCGUCGCUCAGGCGAACCAAUGCACUAUCAAGAGCACCGUCAACGAGGAGAUCGACGGAUGGCUCACGAGCCUUCCCGGCCGAAAGAUGGACAUGUAA